This is a messenger RNA of Mastomys coucha (southern multimammate mouse), 1430 nucleotides long. RefSeq names its product prohibitin 2 (gene Phb2). Bases 209 to 1108 code for a protein of 299 amino acids. Gene Ontology annotation, cellular component: membrane; mitochondrion. The transcript has 10 exons. The record is from RefSeq and is a predicted model, not a curated record. Lineage: Eukaryota; Metazoa; Chordata; Mammalia; Rodentia; Muridae. Gene Ontology annotation, biological process: mitochondrion organization.
ACGCGCCUUUCCUGUGCGCGGGGUUCGGGUCCGCCUAGGCCGAGGGGGGCGGGUUCGAGGGGGGGCGCACUUCCGGUGCCCUUCCUCCCGCGAGCUCUAAGGCCGCCCAUCCUCGUGUGCAAGGCGAGCUCUGUAAACUGGAGUGGGGGAGAAGCUGGCGGGCACCCCCUCCUGACCGCUGGUGCCGCCGCCUUCAGGAGGAGCAGACAUGGCCCAGAACUUGAAGGACUUAGCGGGACGCCUGCCCGCCGGGCCUCGGGGCAUGGGCACGGCGCUGAAGCUGCUGCUGGGGGCCGGGGCGGUGGCCUACGGCGUCCGCGAAUCCGUGUUCACCGUGGAAGGUGGCCAUAGAGCCAUCUUCUUUAAUCGUAUUGGUGGCGUGCAGCAGGACACGAUCCUGGCCGAAGGCCUUCACUUCAGGAUCCCCUGGUUCCAGUACCCCAUCAUUUAUGACAUUCGGGCCAGACCUCGAAAGAUCUCCUCUCCCACAGGCUCCAAAGACCUGCAGAUGGUGAACAUCUCCCUGCGUGUGCUAUCUCGACCCAAUGCCCAGGAGCUGCCCAGCAUGUACCAGCGCCUAGGGCUAGACUAUGAAGAGCGAGUGCUGCCGUCCAUUGUCAAUGAGGUGCUCAAGAGUGUGGUGGCCAAGUUCAAUGCCUCGCAGCUGAUUACCCAGCGGGCUCAGGUGUCCCUGUUGAUCCGAAGAGAGCUGACAGAGCGUGCCAAGGACUUCAGCCUCAUCCUGGAUGAUGUAGCUAUCACAGAGCUGAGCUUCAGCCGAGAGUACACAGCUGCCGUAGAAGCCAAACAAGUGGCCCAGCAGGAAGCCCAGCGGGCCCAGUUUUUGGUGGAGAAAGCAAAGCAGGAACAACGACAGAAGAUUGUGCAGGCUGAGGGGGAGGCAGAGGCUGCCAAGAUGCUUGGAGAAGCACUGAGCAAGAAUCCUGGCUACAUCAAGCUCCGAAAGAUCCGGGCCGCCCAGAACAUCUCUAAGACGAUUGCCACGUCACAGAACCGAAUCUAUCUCACAGCUGACAACCUUGUGCUGAAUCUACAGGAUGAAAGUUUCACUCGGGGAAGUGACAGCCUCAUCAAGGGUAAGAAAUGAGUGUGGACAUCAAGAACCCCACCACCAGAGAAACUGGUGCACUUCUCCAGCUGGAGCCAGCUCGGGGGUCAAGCACACCCCACCCUGACCCAAGCAUCAUGUGACAGAUUCUUCUGUAUCUGACCUCUUGGAUUAAGGAAGACUGAAGACCAGCCCUUUCAGAGGGUUUUUUUUCCUCCUUCCUGUAUUGGCUGGGAAGGGGGGGAUGGGACAGUGUGAUUUCUCCAUGAUUUCCUAUAGUGUUGUCCCUCUCCCAGAAUGGGGGGAGAUAACCACCAUGCCAGGAAUAUUCAAUAAAAUUUUUAUUACUUAAAGCUGAAAA